UAACACGGAACUUUUUGCGACAGCGUGUAAACCGUCGCAAAAAGUGGUCUUUUGCGACGGCAUAUGAAGCCGUCUCAAAUAAUGUUUUUUGCGACGGUAGUUUCCUCGUCGCUAAUAAGCACAGAACAAAAAGCCACUUAGAUACGGAAGUAUUAGCGACGACACUGUGUACCGUCGCAAAAAAUAUUUUUUUGAGACGGGUAAAAUUUACCGUCGCAAAUAGUGGACAAUUGUGACGGGAAUGCUCUGUCGCAAAAAAGAACCCUUAAUAAAACGGCGUCGUUUUAUAAAUGAAUUUGAUCGUUUGUGACGGUUUUGCCACGCCGUCGCAAAUAGUCUGAAAUUUCAUCUCUCUCCUUCAGCUGAAAUGGCGCUCGAUUAAAUUCCCUAAAAUCCCCAAAAUCCCUAACACCUUUCUCCCUCAAAACCCCCAAAAUCCCUAACACCAUUCUCCCUCAAAACCCCCCAAAUCCCUAAAUCCCCAGAGACGAGUUCGACGACGAUCUCUCUCCGUCUCUCGAUGAGCGACGAUGGUGACGGCUAGUGGUGUUCGUGUUCACCGACGAUCACAGCGACGACGGCGAGUGUUCACCGACGAUAUCUCUCUCGACGAGUGACGACGGCUAGAGGUGAUGCGGUGACGGCAUGUUACGAUCUCUCUCUCUGAGCUCAGUCAGUACGUAUGCUCUCUCUCUCUCUUUCGGAGCAAAGUUGGAGCUCUGUCAAUGGCAGUUUCAUCGUCUCCUCAACCUUCAUUUCUCUCUUCUCUCCGCCUCAACAACACAACCACUGCCAACCUAAGUUGUUCGUCUUCCCCCAAUCUUUCCUUUAUUGUUGACGUUCCAACCAAAACCACCAAUCCACGACGACCACCACAAUCGAUUGUCGUCUACUCUUCCAAAUCAAAUAAUGGGCUCUCGAGUGAUCAGAAGAAAGAGUUUCUCGAAUGAUACGGUCUUAAUCCCGACGACUUCCUAUCAAAACCUUCUCCUAAGACAAGGAGAAAGGAACUGCGAAAGACAGGGAGGGGAAAACAGGUCCCACUGGAGGAACCUAAGCCGCCAAGGGAGACUCAUAAACUGCCCUUAACUGCUUGUUGAUUAAAUGAAUAUUAACUUCCUUAUUCUGGUUUCUACAAUUAUUAUUUUUCUAAGGAGCACAAACACUAAUUAAAAAAAACAAAAAUAAAAGUAACAAUCCAAAUUAAGCCAAUAUAUUUCAUUUUAUUAUUUCAUAUGUAUGGCAUAGUUAAUAUAAAUGUUCAAUGUUUGUUGAAAGGUUGCUUUGUGACUCAACAUUGGAAGAGUUUUUGGGGGAUUUGGCAUUGGGAUUCAUUGUUUUGCGAUACCAACAGACACUUGCAUAUAUCGGUGAAAUCACUCCCAAGAAUAGUCGAGGAGCAUUUACAGCAGUUAAUCAGUUAAUGUUAACCUGUGGCUUGUCACUAGUGUAUUUCGUUGGCAAUGUCGUUACUUGGCGCACCUUGGCUAUAAUUGGAACUAUACCAAGCCUAGCAGAGGUUAUUGGUCUAUUCUUCAUACCAGAGUCUCCAAGAUGGUUGGUAAAGGUUGGAAAACAAAAGGAAUUAGAAGCAAGUCUACGACGCCUUAGGGGACAAAAUGUUGAUAUUUCUCAAGGAGCAGCUGAAAUCAGAGAUUUCAUUUUCUUCCCCCAAGAAAUGAGACAAAUCCUGUUAUUGUCACAAGAUUACCUGGAACUAGCUCAGCAGCUCCCAAAAUCUAGUUUUAUCGACAUGUUUCUGUGGAAAUAUGCUCAUUCGUUAACUAUUGGAGUUGGUAUAGUGUUACUGGCAAUUUUGGAGGGACGGUUGCAAUUUCCUACUAUGCAAGUUCGAUUUUUGAGUCUGCUGGUUGCUCGGCUACCCUUGGCACUACAGUACUGGCUAUUAUUCAGAUUCCAUUUUCCAUUUUGGGUGUAGCCUUAAUGGAUAAAUCCGGGCGACGACCACUAUGGAUGAUUUCCGCAGCAGGAACAUGCGUGGGAAAUAUUCUUGUAGGAUUGAGAUUCCUCUUGAAGGAUUUUGAUCAAAAAAAGGAGAUAACAGAUGUAUUGGUGUUGGCUGGGAUACUGGUAAUGAUUUAAUUCAAACAUAGCUUUUCCCACUUUUCUUAUCAUGUAUGAAUGGAAAAAUAGCUAAAAAGUAAAUAUUUUGAUGUUUUGUUUGUAAUAUUCUCUCGUCCUGAUAUUCUCUCCCCAUAAUAAUACAAUUUAAACGAUUGUAUGCAAUUUAAUUCAAACAUAGCUUUUCCCACUUUUCUUCUCAGGUGUAUGGUUUAUAUAAAUAAAACAGAUAACUGUUUAUAGUGUUGGUAACGAUGUUCGGCUGAUUGGCUAGCUGGUAAAUUAAUGCUGAACUCAUAUAGGAUGGAGUAGUUUCAUGAUAUAGUUGAAAAGAUGCGUUUGACUUGAGUUUUGGCAAUGAGAUUUUUUGAUGAGUUGUUUGGUUUUAGUUUCUUUUGCUGUUUUGAUUUCACGUUUCUCUUUUUGGUUUGCACUGAAAUACAGGCUCUGCAUACUGUCAGGUGCAUUUUGUCGAGAUGGAUCCUUGGGUUGUUUCAGAUGGACUAAUUUGCUUUUUGUUUUGAGCUUUUGGAACUUGGUGUCAUAGUCUUUUACAAAAUCCAGAUUACAUUUUACUCUUAAUUUAUAUAUUUGGAAGUUGAUUAGGAAUACUGAAUGCAUUUUACUUGUGCAUUGAUGAUGAUGAUGACUUGUUCAAUGAUCCCUCUGAAUGAAAUUCCUGGUUAUAUACACCACUGUUAGCUACAAUGUAUUAUUAUGUUACCAUCAUAGGCUAUACUACUAGCUCAUCUGAGAUAUUAUUCAUGUGAGUAGGUUGAUCCAAUUGCUAAACUAGACCAGGAUUAAUACAAGCAGCUACUUGAGUGCAGUGAUGGUCUGAUUUUUGUCUUUCCAACACACCAAAAAAAAAGUAAAACAAAAAACAAUGUUGAGUUCAUUCUUUGUAAAGGGUACUCUGAAGCAGAACAGUCAUCAUCUUCCACGAUUCAAUCAAUGGAGAGCGCUGUAUAGUAGAAAUAAGAAGGCAAUGGAGUUAAUAGCAAAGGUUGGAGUGCCUUGAAGGAAGUUGAUAGAGUCAUUGAUUAUGCAGAACUUAAGGACAAACGUCUUAUCCCUCUCCUCCGGAUAUUUCCUGAGUAGCAGUUUGCUUCUUGUGGAAUGCGAGCGUGUAAAGAUUAUGACCA
Camellia sinensis is the source of this 3227-nucleotide messenger RNA. The record is from RefSeq and is a predicted model, not a curated record. NCBI's taxonomy places the organism in Eukaryota, Viridiplantae, Streptophyta, Magnoliopsida, Ericales, Theaceae.